Molecule: messenger RNA, 1220 nt
Organism: Tinamus guttatus (white-throated tinamou)
Lineage: Eukaryota; Metazoa; Chordata; Aves; Tinamiformes; Tinamidae
Product: CBP80/20-dependent translation initiation factor
Biological process (GO): regulation of translational initiation
Cellular component (GO): cytosol
Molecular function (GO): translation activator activity; protein binding; RNA binding
Source: RefSeq, a predicted model, not a curated record
ACGACAGCAGAGACUUCCCGGAGGAAACAAAUCUCAACAGCACACGGAUCAUCAGCAAGGUGGCACCAAACACAACCGGGAACACCAGAAGCUCUACCAGGGAGGCCAGGCACCUCACUCCUCAGGCCGGACUGGCCACCACGGCUACAGCCAGAACCGGAGAUGGCACCACAACCAGAAGCACUCACCCAACGACAAAGAAACGCACAGAAACGCCAAAGAGACUGAAAAUUUGAAAAUCGAGGACACCUCCAUCUGCACAGUGCAUAUUCCUUUAGAGACCCACCGGGGCCCAGAGACUGUGGAGAAGCAGUCUCAGCAGUACAUCCAGGAGUCGGAAACCAAGCGGAAAGACAGUAUUCAUGAGCGCAUUGGGGAAAGGCCCAAGAUCAAUUUGCUUCAGUCUUCCAAAGACAGACUGCGGAGGAGACUAAAAGAAAAGAUGCCUUGUCUCUCCCUUUUCACGGACCAGGAUGAAGUCACAGUGGAAACCACCAAUCCCCAAAAGAACAAAAUGGACAAAUUAAUUGAAAUCCUCAACAGCAUGAGGAACAACAGCAGCGAUGUUGACUCCAAGCUCACCACAUUCAUGGAGGAGGCCCAGAACUCCACCAACUCUGAGGAGAUGCUGGGUGAGAUUGUCAAGACCAUCUAUCAGAAAGCAGUGACGGACCGCAGCUUUGCUUCCACAGCUGCCAAGCUCUGUGACAAAAUGGCCCUCUUCAUGGUGGAAGGAACCAAAUUCCGGAGCCUGCUCCUCAACAUGUUACAGAAGGAUUUCACCAUGCGGGAGGAGUUGCAGCAGCGGGACGUGGAGCGCUGGCUGGGCUUCAUCACCUUCCUCUGCGAAGUCUUCGGCACCAUGAGGAGCAGCACUGGAGAGCCCUUUCGAGUCCUUGUCUGUCCCAUUUAUACCUGCCUCAGGGAGUUGUUGCAAUCUCAGGACGUGAAGGAAGACGCUGUCCUUUGCUGCUCCAUGGAGCUGCAAAGCACCGGGCGGCUGCUGGAGGAGCAGCUGCCCGAGAUGAUGACGGAGCUGCUGGCCAUCGCCCGCGACAAGAUGCUGUGCCCCUCGGAGUCCAUGCUGACGCGCUCGCUGCUGCUGGAGGUCAUCGAGCUGCACGCCAACACCUGGAACCCGCUGACGCCCACCAUCACACAGUACUACAACAAGACCAUCCAAAAACUGACAGCCUGAGGCGGCCGGUGAGGGCGGGCGG